Molecule: messenger RNA, 480 nt
Organism: Kazachstania africana CBS 2517
Lineage: Eukaryota; Fungi; Ascomycota; Saccharomycetes; Saccharomycetales; Saccharomycetaceae
Gene: TIM17
Product: protein transporter TIM17
Exons: 1
Coding region: 1-480 (159 amino acids)
Biological process (GO): protein import into mitochondrial matrix
Cellular component (GO): TIM23 mitochondrial import inner membrane translocase complex; mitochondrial inner membrane
Molecular function (GO): transmembrane protein transporter activity
Source: RefSeq, a predicted model, not a curated record
AUGUCUGCUGAUCAUUCUAGAGACCCAUGUCCAAUAGUAAUUUUGAAUGAUUUUGGUGGUGCUUUUGCCAUGGGUGCCAUUGGUGGUGUCAUAUGGCAUGGUAUCAAAGGUUUCAGAAAUUCUCCACUGGGCGAAAGAAGACUUGGUUCUGUCAAUGCUAUCAAAGCAAGAGCCCCAGUAUUAGGUGGUAAUUUCGGUGUUUGGGGUGGUCUAUUUUCCACUUUUGAUUGUGGUGUCAAAGCAGUGAGAAAGAGAGAAGAUCCAUGGAAUGCAAUCAUUGCCGGUCUAUUCACUGGUGGUGCUUUAGCUGUUAGAGGUGGCUGGAAGCAUACAAGAAAUAGUGCGAUCACUUGUGCUUGUCUAUUAGGUGUCAUUGAAGGUGUAGGUCUUAUGUUUCAGAGAUAUGCUGCUUGGCAAGCAAAACCCAUCGCACCACAACUUCCUGAUGCAGGUUCAUCUCCUCAGCCAUUACAAGCUUAA